Olea europaea var. sylvestris is the source of this 1251-nucleotide messenger RNA. RefSeq lists its product as uncharacterized. The record is from RefSeq and is a predicted model, not a curated record. Lineage: Eukaryota; Viridiplantae; Streptophyta; Magnoliopsida; Lamiales; Oleaceae. The transcript has 2 exons. The coding region runs from base 1 to 1251 and encodes 416 amino acids.
AUGACUCCAACUGCAGGAUCUAAGGUAGAAUCUAAAAAUUCUAUUCCUACUUAUGUUCCCUCCCCUCCAUUUCCUGGCAGGUUUGCAAAGUCCAAAAUGGAUGAACAUGAGAAGGAAAUUUUGGAAACUUUUCGCAAGGUUCAAGUGAACAUACCACUUUUGGAUGUAAUUUAUCAAGUGCCUCAUUAUGCAAAGUUCCUCAAGGAUCUGUGCACUAACAAGCAUAGAUUGAAAGGUAAUGAAGUGGUAAGUGUAAGAAAAAAUGUCUCAGCAGUCUUGCAAAAAAAACUUCCACCAAAUUGUAAGGACCCAGGAAGUUUUACCAUCCCUUGCAUUAUUGGUAACACUAGGUUUGAAAAGGCAAUACCAGAUUUAGGAGCAUCUAUUAAUGUCAUAAUAUAUUCUAUUUAUGCUUCCUUAAAUCUAGGAUCACUUAAAGAAAUCGGUGUUAUUAUUCAACUUGCUGAUAGAUCUAAUGCAUUUCCAAAGGGUGUGUUGGAGGAUGUUUUGGUGCAGGUAAAUCAAUUGAUUUUUCCGACAAAUUUCUAUGUUCUUGACAUUCAAGAUGAACCAACAUCUUUGUCGCCACCGUUGCUCUUCGGAAGACCAUUUAUGAGGACUGCGCGUACAAAGAUAGAUGUGCAUGAUGGUAUAUUGACAAUGGAGUUUGAUGGUGAGAUUAUUCGCUUCAACAUCUUUGAAGCAAUGAGAUUAUUAGUACAAAAAGUUUUUGAAUUAUCAAAUGAAGAUGCAUUGGAUACCACUUUGAUUAAAAGCAUUGAUGCUAACAAUCUCACUGAGUUGAGCAAGAAUUUACAAGUGUGCAAGGAUGUUGUUGAAACCGUGGCAUCACUUGAGUCACUACCAAGUAUUCCACCAAGGUAUGAUCUCUCCUAUAUUAUUCUUUCGAUAUCUAAAGAGAAACUUUUACCUUCGGUGAUGCAGGCCCCCACUUUGGAACUCAAACCUCUUCCCGAGCAUUUGAAGUAUGUCUAUUUGGGAGAGGGGAAAACACUACCAGUAAUCAUUGCAAAGAAUCUCACAACACUUCAAGAAGAUAGGCUUAUCCGUGUGCUCAAGGAAUACAAAAUAGCUAUUGAUUGGACAAUAGUCGAUAUCAAGGGGUUAAGCUCUUCUAUGUGCAUACACUGGAUAUUGCUCAAAGAUGGAGCAAAGCCAUCAAGAGAAGCAAAACGUCGUUUGAAUCCUCUCAUGAUGGAAGUGGUGAAGAAAGAAAUUUUGAAAUUAUGA